AUGCAUCGCAAAAAUAAUACAAAUAUGAAUGUGCAGGAAAAUUCAGUAGUAAACAAAACCGAUACUACAAAUUUUGUGCGACAAUUGAUCAAAGAGGUUGAAAAUCUUAACUGGAACGAUGAGGGGGUUAUGUCACCCAAACUUUCAAAAAAGGAAGAUUUUGAAAAAUGGUCAAAUGCACUUUUUGAACAUUUGUUAAAGUCAAAUGUUUACUUAUAUGAAUACUUCAAAUCCGGCAUACUUGACUUUACUGAAAUGGAUGAGUCAGCCAGAACUAUUUUAAGUAAAUGCUUUGAGAAUUCGUUACGCAGUUUGAUUAUCAAAUCUGUCCAAGACGACAUCGUUCAAGAGCUUAAUGACUUCUGCCAAAAACAUUCCAAUUCUAUUUCAGCUUUCACUUUAUUUCACUUUUUGAAAGAUAAAUACUCCGGUAGACCUUCCGUGCAAAAGUGUGAGGUUUUUGAUAUGCUAAGCAAAAUUGAUGGCAAAACCACAGAUGAAAAAAAAAAAUGGGUCGACAGAUGUUCAAGACUUCUCCUUGGAAAGAGUCAAGAAGAAGAACAGCUAGUCAACACUUUCUCGCGUGACCAAGUCAACCGGUAUGAGGGUCUUCGUAAUAAAAGGAUGGAACAAAUAUCAGAAGUACUCUACUCAGUUUGCACUCAGAUAAAUGGACCAAAGACAUGUUCAAAAAAUAAGGUUUACAAUAGAGCAUGGUUAAGUUUCAAAGAAAACUUACGUUUUAGGCCGGUACUUACGUUACUAUUGCUAGCGAUUGGGGCUUCAGGACUUAACAAGUUUAUUGGAAGGUUUAUUUCUGACUGA
Messenger RNA from Kazachstania africana CBS 2517, 825 nucleotides. RefSeq names its product DUF5314 domain-containing protein. NCBI's taxonomy places the organism in Eukaryota, Fungi, Ascomycota, Saccharomycetes, Saccharomycetales, Saccharomycetaceae. Bases 1 to 825 code for a protein of 274 amino acids. The record is from RefSeq and is a predicted model, not a curated record. The transcript has a single exon.